This is a messenger RNA of Stylophora pistillata, 4671 nucleotides long. RefSeq names its product patched domain-containing protein 3. Gene Ontology annotation, cellular component: membrane. The record is from RefSeq and is a predicted model, not a curated record. Lineage: Eukaryota; Metazoa; Cnidaria; Anthozoa; Scleractinia; Pocilloporidae.
CGCUGUGAAGAACUACGGCGGACUUUGAGUUGCUUGAAAGAGUGUCGUUUUUGUGCAGCUGAAAAGAGAUGUUUGGGUUAACGUGCCGAUAUCAAGAGGAACUUUGACCAGAGAUAUUCAGCUCAUAGAAAGACUGAGCGGAGAAUUUACACCAACGAUUGAAAUUAUGAUGGAAUCGUGUGCUCUGUGUAAAUGCCUCUUACGAUUCUAAAUCAAGAGUCAAACAAGGUUUGGAAGUUCGACGGAUUGAUCUAAUAUGCAGCAGUCAUUCAUAAAAGCCCAGAAGAAUCAGGGGUUUUUCCGAUAUACUGUCGCAUCAAUCUGUUUCACUUAACUUCAUCCUUCCUUUGUUAGACGAAUUUAGAUCGGAGUGUGUAGGAUGAGCGAAUUGACUGCCAACCAACCGUUCUUGGUGGAACAAAAUGGUGUCGUACACACCUCUAAAGAGACUGCGAACCAUAAGAGCGAAGAAAGGAAACAUCACUGCAAUCUGUGUGAUGAGUGGUCUGCUCUGUGCAGUCGGUUUGUUCGCCUACUACAACAUCUAGUUGGGCAUCUUGGGGAAAUCAUAGCUGGGCACCCUGUGGCUUGUAUUAUGAUCUGUAUUUUCUUCGUUUCGUUCUGUUCUGUGGGAUUCUUGUGGCUGAAAACAGAAAGCAGAACUGAAAAACUCUUCAUUCCUCAAGACAGUAGAGCCAUCAACGAUUUAAACAUAGCUGAAAAAUAUUUUCGACUUAAGGUUCGUGUAGCGAGCGUAAUUUUAGUAGCCCAUGCAGAAAAUCCCAACAUCCUUGCUGCAGAAUGCCUGACGGAGGCCCAAAAUGUACACAGUCAAAUAGUAAUGUUGAAGUCGUUUACAGAAUUUUGUUUGACUCUUUCUGGACAGAAGGCUAGUACCUGGAAGGAUUGCGUGACUAUUGAUCCGUUUCAAGUUUUCUUAGACAGAAAUUUUAGCAACAGGUCGUUGGUACAAAUUCAAACAGAAAUCAACACAGCGUUCAACAAGAAGAGUUUGUUAAUGCGAGACGGACAGCUUUUCCAGCGAAAUUUUCGCCAGAUUUUCGGUGACGUGACAAAACAGACAAGCGAUCGUGCAAUAACUGGCGCACGCGCAAUGCAACUGAAAUAUUUGAUCAGAGACCCACCCGAGGAUGAUGUCACCAAGAAAGUCCUCGAAUGGGAAAAGACCUUCCUUGACAAAGUGGCUUCCACGUCCGCCACCUGUUUUGAGAUUUACUACGAGGCAGAGAGAAGCACAGAUGAUGCUAUUAAAGAAAACAGUAGCGCUGAUAUAACUCUAAUAUCGAUCACCUUUACUAUUAUGAUUUCAUUCGCCUGUUUCAUGCUUGGAAAAUUUCUUAAUCCGCUGACCGGUCACUCGAUACUCGCAAACGUAGGAGUGCUCGCAGUGGCUUUUGGAAUAUUAGCGGGAAUGGGUCUGGGCAUGUGGUCCCGUGUGACGUACGUAAACAUGAUAGGCGUCGUUCCCUUCCUAGUGUUAAGUAUAGGCAUCGAUGAUAUGUUUAUUAUAGUGGAUGAACUUGAUCGACAACCACGUGAUGUGGGCGUCAUCAGGAUCGUCAAAGAAGUAAUGUCACGUACAGGAGCUACAGUUACUAUGACAACCUUGACUGACCUGGUUGCAUUUGCCGUGAGUACAUCGACUGCUUUUCCGGCUAUCAGAUACUUUUGCAUUUACGCAGCCUUAGCUGUCACGCUGUCUUAUGCCAUGAUGAUAACCUUUUUCGUCGCCGCAAUGACCUUUGACAUCAGAAGAAUAAAAGCCGGCCGGAGAGACUGCCUGCCUGUGUGCAGAGCGCCACCCCCGAAAGAUGGCCAAGUCCCAUGGGACGCGCCACGCCCUCAGACAUCGAACCGUAUUCUAAAGAUCUGGGCGAACUUUCUUGUGUUACCUGCAACGAAAUUUGUUGUGCUUGUCAUUUCUGCGGCAAUCCUUGCCUUGGGAAUUUAUGGAACGACGAAGGUGACAGAAAAUUUUGAUAGAAGAAUGCUGGCGAAAGAUGACUCUGCGCUUUUGAAAUUUCUGAACGUUCGAGAGAAAUAUUACGAACACUCCAUUCCUGUUAGCUUAGUACUUACAGGUGAUAUUGAUUACACUGAGCCCACUGUCCAAGACGAGGUUAGGCGCUUGUCAAAAAUUGUUAGGGAUAAUGGCUAUUACCGAACUCAAAUUGUAUCUUGGAUGGAAGUUUUCACUCAUUUCUCUGCUGCAAGUGGGAUUAACGUUACUGGAUCAAAGUUUACGCCUGCGCUAAGACUGUUCCUUGAAAGUCCUGAGUUUUUGUCUUUCAACCAAGAUGUGAAACUGUCGGCCAACGGAAGUCGCGUCAUUGCGUCUCGUGUCAUGGCUUUCAUGAAGAACAAUCUAAGCUCCACGUUUCAGAAGGAUGCUAUGUUGACAAUUCGGGAGGAUCUUGCCAAGAAAUCUUCACUCGACGUGAUACCGAUCAGUCGUCCAUUUAUCUUUUUCGAACAGUAUGCAAUCGUUGGAAGAGAGACCACCAGGAAUCUUAUCAUAGCGGCCCUGGCUGUUCUUGUGGUAACAUCCCUGUUCCUAGUCGAUUGCACGGUGACGCUUCUGGUUGUGUUUAAUUUUGUGGCUCUGGUGCUCGAGCUGUUUGCGUUGAUGUUCAUCUGGGACGUGUCGUUAAAUGGCGUCUCAAUGAUUACUCUUGUCAUGGCCAUUGGUUUUGCCGUGGACUACAGUGCACAUAUUGCGCAUGCGUUUGUUAUGUCUGAGGAGGACACAACCAACAAGAGAGUCAUUGACGCUGUUAGUACGCUUGGUGCCAGUGUAUUUAUGGGAGGUUUCAGCACCUUUCUUGGAAUGCUGGUGUUAGUCUUUGCCACGUCGGAGAUCUACCGCAUUUUCUUCCGCAUGUUUGUGGGUAUUGUUUCGUUCGGACUUCUCCAUGGCCUGUGUAUAUUACCUGUUCAACUGUCUCUGUUAUGGUGGCAACCAGUUGUCGCUCGGAGAGACCCAACACCCCUGUUGAUAAGAGAAACAGAUGUUUGAUCCAAGAAGGAAGGAGUGGGGCGGUGUUGUUAACUCUGUGUUUAAAGACACGUGUGGAAUAUUCGAAUUCUCUUAGUGAACCCCUCACACUCGGACAUCAGUUUUCAUAUUAUCCACACAAUUCUUUAUACAUUUCCCUUGAUAAUUCCAAGGAAGAUAUUUAAACGAUCAAGAGCUUGUUUAGUUGAUGAUCACUUCCGUUCUUCUUAUGACCUUAAUGUUGGAUUCUGUGAUAUUGUAAGGAGAAAUUUAGGUGGAAGUUACUCGUAGAGGGUAAAGGGGGUAAUACAUUUUUAGAACACUGGUUGGGAAGGUAUCGUGGUGGUUAUUUUAUUUUGAUUACAAUUGUGGUUUUUACUACGUGUACAUUUUGUUCCAAGGUUAGUUUCAUUUAGUUUAUUUAUUAACAUAGUUACAGCCACGUUCUUUUUGCGAUGGGGAUCAAGUAUUUAUGGUGCAAGACUUCUCUUUAUUGGGUUUGGAUGUGUAAAACCCAUGUUGGGAUAAUUUAGGGGCUGGUCUUCAUAUUCAUAUUUAUGAAGUUUUUUUUUCUUAAUUCAGUUCAAUCCACAUUUUUUCCUUCCUGAGAAUGGCCUUUGAGCAUAUAUUGUGAGAACGCCUUAUUUAAGCGUCAGCGAAGUACAAGUGUCGUGGCGUUUUAUGUGUCAAUAGUAGGAAAGUUAUUUGAAAUGAUUAUGCCCUUUUGGGGAUUUUAAAAUAUUUAAAAAGAUGUAGAGUACAUCUUAGAGUUUACUACUGAAGGAUUGUUAUCGGAGUAUCCGUUUUAAUAUAUUUAAAUUUUAAAUAUUGACUUUGAAAAAUUAUGAGAUUUAAGUAAAAGUGGUAUCUUAUGCAAAGUGAGUUUCAUGUGAUAUGUGGAUGUGUGUUGCACCUGUGAUAAGUAAAUAAGUCCGUCUUUUAACCUCUAAACUUGCAAGAUAUAGAAGUCAGAUCUCCCUUAUGUCCGCCUUUUUAUGUGGUUUAAAUAUUGAGAAUUUGUGUUUAGAAAUAUCCAAAAAGGUAUACCUAGUUGAUAUUAUUCUUUCCUCUUCUCGCCUUAUUGUUUGAAAAUGUAGUGACUUUGUAAAGAGAAAGACCGUUUUUGUCACUCCUUGUUGUGAAACUGAUUCAACGCCCAAAGCUACAAAGUGGUUUUUAAUGAUGAAUUUAUAUUUUGUUGGAUAGAUCAAAUCCCAAUUUGCAUUGCCUUUCUGAAGAAUUUACGCAUCUAGUAAUGAUUUAUGGUUAUUUUACAUUCUACAUUUUCUAUAUCACCGUCAUCUGAUUGGCUCUCGUGCGUGCGAUUUAUUCACGAAUCUCUCAAUUUUUCUUUUGUAAUUUGCGCUAAAUCGCAUCUUUUCCCUAGCCAAUGAGAAAGCUUUACUAAAGUAAAACAACCGAUCAGAGUACAAGGCUUGAAACCAAUCAAAUUGCAGGAAAAGGAAAAAUAACCUUUGCAACUUUAUACAAACUAGCUGACUACAAGAUCAAUAAAAUAUUUGUACAGACUAAAAAAUUCUAUAUCGGAGCAACUGAAGAAAUUAAGUGGUAAUUGUACUUCGUUGAGGAUUUAAAUAGACUCUUGCUAUUUCUUUCUUUCCAGCAUGCUUCUUUUAAUAAAAUUUGCAAAUAAA